AUGGCGGAAGGGAGAUCGGAAUUUCAGGUCUACAAUAGCAUGACGAAGCAGAAAGAGACGUUCAAGCCGAGGGUCGAGGGCAAAGUCGGAAUGUACGUCUGCGGCGUCACCUCCUACGACCUCAGCCAUAUCGGCCACGCGCGUGCCUACGUGGCGUUCGACGUCCUCUACAGAUAUUUGAAACAUUUGGGCUAUGAAGUUGUUUACGUUCGUAACUUUACUGAUGUUGACGACAAGAUUAUCCGAAGAGCGAACGAGGUUGGGGAAGAUCCAGUAGCAUUGAGUGGAAGGUUUUGCCAAGAGUUCCUUAGUGACAUGGCUGAUCUCCAGUGCCUUCUGCCAACUCACCAACCACGUGUUACUGAUCAUAUGGAGCAAAUCAAGGACAUGAUAGCACAGAUUAUUAGCAAUGGUUAUGCGUAUGCUGUAGAUGGAGACGUUUACUUCUCGGUCGACAAUUUCCCCAAUUAUGGUAUUCUAUCCGGACGCAAGCUAGAAGACAACAGGGCUGGAGAACGGGUUGCAGUCGAUGGUAGGAAACGAAAUCCUGCAGAUUUUGCCCUGUGGAAGGCUGCAAAGCCAGGGGAGCCCCAGUGGGAGAGCCCAUGGGGCCCAGGGAGGCCAGGCUGGCAUAUAGAGUGCAGUGCCAUGAGUGCCUACUACCUGACGCAUGCUUUUGAUAUUCAUGGCGGUGGGAUGGAUUUGAUAUUCCCACACCAUGAGAAUGAAAUUGCCCAGAGCUGUGCGGCUUGCUCAGAGAGCAAAGUUAGUUACUGGUUGCAUAACGGUUUUGUCACAGCCAAUGAUGAGAAAAUGUCCAAGUCCCUAGGAAACUUUUUCACCAUUCGCGAGGUUACGAAAUUGUACCAUCCGCUUGCGUUGAGGUACUUCCUGUUGGGGACCCACUACCGUUCCCCGGUCAAUUAUUCAAUAUCUCAGAUUGAAAUUGCAUCGGAUUCGGUUUUCUACUUGUAUCAGACUUUGCAAGACUCUGAAGAUGCUUUAUCUGAAUCAAAAGAAGAGAUGGGAACAAAUGCAAAACCUGCCCGUAUCAGCUCUGAUGCACAAGAAUUCAUCAACAAGCUGCGGAAAGAGUUUGAGUCGAAACUGGCAGAUGAUUUACACACACCCACCAUUCUGACUUCUUCUCUUCAGGAAGCCUUGAGAUUUAUAAAUACUUACCUAACCAAGCUGAAGAAAAAGCUGCCAAAGCAACAAAAAUUAUCUUUUCUUAAGGGCCUUGAGGAGCUCCAGAAGGAAGUCAAACAAGUCCUAGAUGUUCUUGGCUUGCUUUCGAGUUCAAGUUAUGCUGAGGUUUUGGGCCAACUGAAAGACAAGGCUUUAAAGAGGGCGGGCAUAACCGAAGAGGAGGUUUUGCAGUCGAUCGAAGAAAGAACAUUAGCACGGAAGAAUAAAGAGUUUGAGAAAAGUGAUCAAAUAAGGAGUGAUCUUGUGGCUAAGGGAAUUGCUUUAAUGGAUCUCGGAAAAGACACAGUUUGGAGGCCUUGCGUGCCCGCUCAACAAGAACAGAAGGGCGUGCCAGCUCAGCACGAUAACGUAACUGCCCCAGCUGCAAAGGGCCCGCCGAUCACAUCCACCGAUAAAUGA
Molecule: messenger RNA, 1608 nt
Organism: Striga hermonthica
Lineage: Eukaryota; Viridiplantae; Streptophyta; Magnoliopsida; Lamiales; Orobanchaceae
Source: the annotation of a GenBank genome assembly